Molecule: messenger RNA, 1559 nt
Organism: Oncorhynchus nerka (sockeye salmon)
Lineage: Eukaryota; Metazoa; Chordata; Actinopteri; Salmoniformes; Salmonidae
Product: growth hormone-regulated TBC protein 1-A-like
Exons: 4
Coding region: 375-920 (181 amino acids)
Source: RefSeq, a predicted model, not a curated record
CUGCACUGUUUGUAUUCGGUCAUGUUGCCAGUCACCUUGCCCUGAUUAAAAGCAGUGGUUCGCGCUUUCAGUUUCACGCGAAUGCUGCCAUCAAUCCACGGUUUCUGGUUAGGGAAUGUUUUAAUCGUUGCUAUGGGAACGACAUCUUCAACGCACGUUCUAAUGAACUCGCACACCGAAUCAGCGUAUUCGUCAAUAUUUUUAUCUGACGCAAUACGAAACAUGUCCCAGUCCACGUGACUAAGCUGUCAAGAAGAGGAUGUCAACAACCUCCAGACAACAACACAUUGAAAACACUGUUAUAACUAUUAACAGUUUAUUGUGGCUGAAAUGUAAUAUUCAUAUGUAUCUAAUAACUGUCUUGUCUUCAGGGCAUGAACUUCAUUGCUGGGUACCUCAUCAUCAUCACUAAAGAUGAGGAGAAGUCAUUCUGGCUGAUGGACGCUCUACUGGGCAGGAUACUACCAGACUACUACACCCCAGCCAUGCUGGGUCUGAAGAUGGACCAGGAGGUUUUAGGGGAGCUUGUGAGGACCAAAGCCCCAGUUGUAUGGCAGGCCAUGGGGCAACACAACGUCAUGUGGACCCUGGUGGUCUCCAGGUGGUUCAUCUGUCUCUACAUAGACGUCCUGCCUGUAGAGACGGUUCUGCGUAUCUGGGACUGUCUGUUCUACGAGGGUUCUAAGAUUCUGUUCCGUGUGGCUCUGACGUUGAUAAGGAACCAGCAGGCUGAGGUCCAACAGGCCGGUUCCCUGCCUGACGUCUGUGACUGCUUCAAACACAUGACCAGAGGCCCCGAUGUAGAGGACUGCCACUCCUUCAUGCAGAAAAUCUUCACGGAACCCGGAAGCCUCUCCAUGGCAACCAUCACCAAGCUCCGGGAGACGUGUCGAACACGCAUCAUCGCAGAGGAGUCCUGACCCCAUCCUCCUGACCUGUCAAUCAAACACACUACACAUUCCGGGCUGGGUCCCAACACUCCUUAAUGGUCUCCUCUCCUCGGAUCCUAUCCCUCACUGUUGGGAGUGUCCUAGACUGUUUUGUACUCUUUAGCAUGACUACCAUGUAGCAAUGUAGACUACCAUGUAUGGAGACUACUAGGGGGAAAAGAAGGUGUUAUGAGUACCAGCAACUUUAAUGAGUAACUAUCCUGUGGGGGCACAUGGUACAGGUUAAACAUGAGCCUAUCACAAUAAUUAACAACCAAGAUGUCAAUGAAACCUUUUGUCUAUUACACUAUUGUCAUUACUAUAUGAAAGUCACAUGAAAUAAAACAUAUGUAGCCAAUGGACAUGAAAACAUAAUACGCUCAAAUGCAGUGUGGUUUGGCAAUAAGUGACAUUUUGUAAAAAGAGAUUCAGAGAUGAUCGUCCGAGACCCGUGGACAGCAGUGGACGUUACCAGACUGAUGUCGUCUUAAUGACGCGCGGACAGCAGUGGACGUUACCAGACUGAUGUCGUCUUAAUGACGCGCGGAGAGCAGUGGACGUUACCAGACUGAUGUCGUCUUAAUGACGCGCGGAGAGCAGUGGACGUUACCAGACUGAUGUCGUCUUAAU